AUGAAGGAAUAUGUAAAAAAUAACUGGAAGAAAUUAGACAUACCGAACAUGAUUAUUGCAGGUAUGAUGUGUUCGAUCUACGAAAUAUUAUUUUAUUUUGUCAAUUCAGAUCCAUUAUAUGUACCACCAGAAGAUUCAAAUUCACAAUUUCCUUAUAGAUCUAGUACAGUUGCUUUUGAUAAAUUGAUGUUGUAUCAGUUCUUUAUAUAUUUCUUUUCAAUUAUUGCUGCCUAUCUUUUACAAAGAUUCUUUCCUAGAUUUUUCAGAAAAUUUAGACCAUUUACGCUAGCUUGGAAUAUAGUUACCAUUGAAUUUAGUACAGGUAUUAUUAUAUCUAUCUUCAAAAACUAUGUUGGAAGAGCAAGACCAAAUGUUUUCGAUAGCUGUAAUAGUACAAAUGUUAAUGGUGGCAAGUCGAAUUGUCCAAAAGCAAAAACAGAUGAAUAUUAUUAUGAAUCAUUCAGAAGUUGGCCAUCAGUUCAUUCGCAGAUGGGUGUUUCAGGAAUGACUGUUCUUGGUCUGUUUAUUCAAAGGUUAAUUAAAACAAAAAAUAUGUUUGGAAUUCUUAUAUCAUCAGCACCGAUUUUGUAUGGAUUCUAUGUUGGUGCUACGAUAAUCAGAGAUUUUAAACAUCAUCCAGAUGAUGUUCUUGCUGGUUUUGUUGUUGGAUUCGUUUGGGCUCUCAUUGGAUGGGAUAUCAUGAACGAUUCUAUAUUCAAAAAAUCGAAUAAUGACCAAUACUUUGACUAA
Trichomonas vaginalis G3 is the source of this 750-nucleotide messenger RNA. Its product is annotated as phosphatidate phosphatase protein. The coding region runs from base 1 to 750 and encodes 249 amino acids. Lineage: Eukaryota; Parabasalia; Trichomonadida; Trichomonadidae. Gene Ontology annotation, molecular function: phosphatidate phosphatase activity. The record is from RefSeq and is a predicted model, not a curated record. The transcript has a single exon. Gene Ontology annotation, biological process: phospholipid metabolic process.